Molecule: messenger RNA, 4458 nt
Organism: Manis javanica (Malayan pangolin)
Lineage: Eukaryota; Metazoa; Chordata; Mammalia; Pholidota; Manidae
Gene: FAR1
Product: fatty acyl-CoA reductase 1
Biological process (GO): long-chain fatty-acyl-CoA metabolic process
Cellular component (GO): peroxisome
Molecular function (GO): alcohol-forming very long-chain fatty acyl-CoA reductase (NADP+) activity
Source: RefSeq, a predicted model, not a curated record
UGCCCGUCCGAUCUCAGCAGCCGGUCCGGGGCGGUAGAAGAGCAAGUGAGGAGAGCGCGCGGUGGCGGGGGAGCCAUCGCUGGAUUGCCACGGGAAAGCGAGGCCGGAGCCUCUGCGUCUAGGAUCAGAAUGGUUUCAAUCCCAGAAUACUAUGAAGGCAAGAAUGUCCUCCUCACUGGAGUUACCGGUUUCCUAGGGAAGGUACUUUUGGAAAAGUUGCUGAGGUCUUGUCCUAAGGUGAAUUCAGUAUAUGUUUUGGUGAGGCAGAAAGCUGGACAGACUCCCCAAGAGCGAGUAGAAGAAGUCAUUAGUGGCAAGCUCUUUGACAGAUUGAGAGAUGAAAAUCCAGAUUUUAGGGAGAAAGUCAUAGCAAUCAACAGUGAACUUACCCAACCUAAACUGGCUCUUAGUGAAGAAGAUAAAGAGGUCAUCAUAGAUUCUAUCAAUAUUAUAUUCCACUGUGCAGCUACAGUAAGGUUUAAUGAAAAUUUAAGAGAUGCUGUUCAGUUAAAUGUAAUUGCUACACGACAGCUUAUUCUCCUUGCACAACAAAUGAAGAAUCUGGAAGUAUUCAUGCAUGUAUCAACAGCAUAUGCCUACUGCAAUCGAAAGCAUAUUGACGAAGUAGUUUAUCCACCCCCUGUGGAUCCCAAGAAGCUGAUUGAGUCUUUGGAGUGGAUGGAUGAUGGCCUAGUAAAUGAUAUCACACCCAAAUUGAUAGGAGACAGACCUAAUACAUACAUAUACACGAAAGCCUUGGCAGAAUAUGUUGUACAACAAGAAGGAGCAAAACUAAAUGUGGCAAUUGUAAGGCCAUCAAUUGUUGGCGCCAGUUGGAAAGAACCUUUUCCAGGAUGGAUUGAUAACUUUAAUGGACCAAGCGGUCUCUUUAUUGCGGCAGGAAAAGGAAUUCUGCGAACAAUGCGUGCCUCCAACAAUGCCCUUGCAGACCUCGUUCCUGUAGAUGUAGUUGUCAACACAAGUCUCGCUGCAGCCUGGUAUUCUGGAGUUAAUAGACCAAGAAACAUCAUGGUGUAUAACUGCACAACAGGCAGCACCAAUCCUUUCCACUGGGGUGAAGUUGAAUACCAUGUAAUUUCCACUUUCAAGAGGAAUCCUCUCGAACAGGCCUUCAGACGGCCCAAUGUAAAUCUAACCUCCAAUCACCUUUUAUAUCAUUACUGGAUUGCUGUAAGCCAUAAGGCCCCAGCAUUCCUGUAUGAUAUCUACCUCAGGAUGACGGGAAGAAGCCCAAGGAUGAUGAAAACAAUAACUCGUCUUCACAAAGCUAUGAUGUUUCUUGAAUAUUUUACAAGUAAUUCUUGGGUUUGGAAUACUGACAAUGUCAAUAUGUUAAUGAACCAACUAAACCCUGAAGAUAAAAAAACCUUUAAUAUUGAUGUACGGCAACUACAUUGGGCAGAGUAUAUAGAGAACUACUGCAUGGGAACUAAAAAAUAUGUAUUGAAUGAAGAAAUGUCUGGCCUCCCUGCAGCUAGAAAACAUCUGAACAAGUUAAGGAACAUACGCUAUGGUUUCAAUACUAUCCUUGUGAUCCUGAUUUGGCGCAUUUUUAUUGCAAGAUCACAAAUGGCAAGAAACAUCUGGUACUUUGUGGUUAGUCUGUGUUACAAGUUUCUGUCAUACUUCCGAGCAUCCAGCACUAUGAGAUACUGAAGACAAGAAUUUAGCAUUAGAACAUCUAUGCAUAUGGUGGUCUAAAUGCACAAAAUAUAAAAUGUACUUAAGUCAUCUCACCUUUUUGUCAAGAGAGUAAACCAUCUUAUAUCAGAAUGUGGAAUAAAUUAUGGUACAUUCUAUGUAACAUUUUAAUGUUUAUGCUCAUAAAAACCUAGUGAACACACUGUGGUAUGCCAGCUCAAAUCUGUAUAGCCACCAAAACUAUGACUUAACAUUUGAUCCCUGGGGAAAAGGGGUGGGGUGAGGGUAGGAGUUGGGAAACAGGAGCACUGACCAGUAUAACUGUGCAAUUCUGGAACAUAGUAAUUAAAAUAUGCCUUAACAUAUAGUGAAUUUCUAAUUCUAAUAUUUGGUGCAGUGGAAAGCAUUUAUUUGGACAGGAAUACUAGCUAAGUUGGUAGAUACAUGAUUCUUCGGUGUUCAGUUUUUUGCAUUGGUUAACGUGGGUUUUAGUUUUGUUAAAAUUAUAGCCAAACCAUUUUUACAUCAUCCUGUAAGUUAUUGAAUAAUCUCAAACAUAAAAAACAUGUUCUUAUUUUUCUUUCUAUGAUGAAAGUCUGAUCGCGUCUUUUUUCUGUAAGCAAUCAGUUGCUUUCAUAGGCAGAAGACUAUAUAUUAUUCUAAAGACCCUACUGGGUGUAAAUGGGCAUGAGAAUCCAUAUCAAUAUGUUAUGUAUUUUUUGAAAGAAAAUGAAAAUGAAUUCAAUAAGACUACUAAUAUCAAAAAUAAAAGGAAUAUAUUUUCCUUGUCCACAUUGUGACCAAAUAAAAAUCAGUCUGGAAACUGGAGGAUUUCCUAAGGCUUUGGUAAGUGGGGUUAGGGAGGAGUUCACCAUACUUGUGCUCUCCUCCCUUUACAAAUUCUAUUAAUAGGACUUUAAAAAGGCUUCUGUUGUCUUUCCAGUGAAAACUGAAAGUGCAUUAUUAUGGAAGAAUGUAUUUGCAGGUAGUCAUAACAUUAAGAAAAUGUUCUCACGUGUCUGUAAACACAUACUAACUCUUGACCUUGAGAGCUGAAUUCCUUCCAGAAAAAUAUGUGUAUAGAAUUAAAUAAAGGACUUUAUUUACAUAUCACAUAAAGUAGCAAACUGUUGAAUUAGUUUGAGAUAUCAUUUAUUUUUCUGCAUGUGAUUUUAGCUUUAGAAAGAAAUGCAUUAUAGAAACAAGUAUUAACAAGAAAAUUAAUGUAUAUUUUAAUGAUACACUAUAAUUUCCUUUAAACCUUAAAGUUAACUCUCCUUACCAUUUAAACAUACAUUUGGUUUAACAGAUUGGUCAGCAUAACAUGUUUUGAUUUAGCUGACCAAGUUUGUACUAUAUUCAAAUCAUCAGCAGUGUAUCUUUAAUAUGUUUAAUAAGGUCAGUUCACAAUACAAGAAGUUACAUAGAACUUCACAUCUUAGUUUUCUUUGCCAAUUAAAUGCCAUGUAUAAGAAAUUUAUUUUGGUACUGUGAAAACUAAAUGUAAAGGAAAUCACCUUCUUCAUGCAGGUGUUUAAUCUUGAAAAGGAAAAAUGUUUCCAUGUUGGAGCCAGAUUUUGUGUAGUAAACUUUUAAACAUUGCUUUAAAAGAAAUGUGUGUGUGUGUGCAUGUGUGUAUACAGCACAUACACACGCACACACACAUACAUAUUCUUUGGAAUGAUACUGAAAUCUUCUUCAGAAUGAUACUAAAGACUUUGGUCUAGGACCAUACCUUGUAUAAGGUGUGAGAGACCAUGACAGUAUCUAAAAAUGGAAUAAAUGAUGACACCAUUGACUUAAAGCCCACUCAAUUAACUAUAGAUACUUUAUGCAAUGAAUAGUCCAUUUCUUCAAAUACAUUUCCAUAAUGUGUUGAAAACAUGCUCACAUUGUAUAAUUUUAGUACUUCUGCCUAAUAUAUGUAGAAUCAGAUGAUUUGUCUCUGUUUCUUGCAGAAGAAUCAGGUAUAACUGUCAGGCUAGCUUUGUCAGGCAUGGGAAAUACAUGGUGGAGGGUGAGGGGUGGCAUGUAUCUUCUGAACUCUGUCAUUGUUAUUGACUUGAAGAAAUGCUAACUGGGAGAGUACUGAGGCCACAGCAUUUUGUGUGUUUGUUUAGAAUUCUGUUGUCAAAAGAAAGCUACUGAGUAAGUUAAUAUGUCAUUCUGGAACUUAAAGUUCUAAAAUUAGUAUAAAUAAUAUGUAGGUUGUUGAUCCCCACCAACUAGACUUUAAAAUUAACUCAGAUUUAGAGUUUGGAAAUCAUUUCUUUGUGUCAUUUGCUAGACAUCAUUUUUAGUUCUGUUUGAUUAUAUUUUCUACACAAACUCAAAUUUUAACAGGGUAGCCUUUUAAAGUAAACUUACUAUUUAACUCAUUGAUAAAGCUGUAUUGUAAAGCAUUUGUUUUUUAUCCUGCUAUUCACUCCUGGUUCUUAUAAUUUGGACAUACGCAUUUGUUAGUUGUGACAUCACUUGUCUAAUUGUGACUGUAUUUCAGUGUGACCUGGCAACGUUAAUAUGUUCUAAAACUCAACAUGGAAUGCUUGGUAAUACAUCCUUUGACUUAAGGAUGGUAUAAAAUAAGCAAUUUUGAAUCUGUAAUAAAGCUUUGAAACAGGGAGGAAAAAAAUCUUCUUUCUCCCCUCUUUUGUGUUUUGUCUGUAGGACCUGGUUCAGAGUUUUUCCUUUUUGUUUUAAAUGUAAAUUAUAAUGUUUUUAAAGAAGUAAAUAGAAGCAUUAUCCGGUGCCUUUGUUUGUAAGCCAAAAAGUAAUAAACGAAUCCCUAUAUUUCCA